GAAAUUUAGUAAACAAUGUAAGCUUGAAAUCAUAUGUACUUAUGGUAAUAUUUUUUAUGGCAUGUGUUACUGUAAUAAUAUAAAGAGAAAAUAACCUAUAUUCACUACAUAAUUGUGUGAUCAAUAUCAAAGCAUCAUGGAACAACCUGAAGCAGAAUAUGCAGAAACUAGUUCGAAAUUUGAAAAUUCAAAAUCAGUGAAAAUAUUACCCAAAGAUGAGGGAACAAAAAAAACGUUAUCGAGGAAUGAGGAACUAAUACCGCCAGAUGGUGGAUAUGGCUGGUUAGUUCUAGCGGGGUCAAUGCUCGUGAAUCUUCUUGUUCCAGGUACUGUAAAAAGUUUUGGAGUUCUUUUCAUGGAGUUUCUGGAAGCCUUCGAAGCUUCACCAUCAUCCGCAUUGUGGAUUCCAGCGCUCUGCUACUUCUUGUAUAGUUCACUAGGUCCAUUAUCAAGCAUACUAUCAGUCAAAUACAGCUAUCGUACAGUUACAUUAAUUGGUGGUACAUUUGCGGCAUUAGGAAUGAUUAUAUCGUGUUUUGCAUCUUCAGUAGGAUAUUUGUACAUAAGUUAUGGUUUCCUUGUUGGCACUGGUGCAGGAUUAUCGUUUCCUCCCACAGGUAAUCGGUUAGAUAAUACGGAAGUCCACGCUAAAUGUAGCCAGACUUCAUGAUAAGAACUAUUAACAUUGUUCCUUAAAUUAAACUAAAUUAAUUGAUUGCUAUAGAAUAAAAACAGCGUAUGAAAAGGUUGCAUUUCAAAGCGAAACACCGUCAUACAAAAUACAGCAAAAAAUGUAUGUAAAAACAACCUAUGGUGUGCGACCGUAUCAUACGCUGUAUUUAUUCUAGAGAAUUCAAUUUUUCAUUUAUUUGUUUG
Messenger RNA from Contarinia nasturtii (swede midge), 876 nucleotides. RefSeq names its product monocarboxylate transporter 13-like. The transcript has 7 exons. NCBI's taxonomy places the organism in Eukaryota, Metazoa, Arthropoda, Insecta, Diptera, Cecidomyiidae. The record is from RefSeq and is a predicted model, not a curated record. Bases 137 to 670 code for a protein of 177 amino acids. Gene Ontology annotation, molecular function: monocarboxylic acid transmembrane transporter activity. Gene Ontology annotation, biological process: monocarboxylic acid transport.